UCAAUGUUUUUGGCGGAAGUUCACGGCUUGAACAGAGAUGGCGGGAGUGGAAUUCAUAGUGCCAAGUGUUAAAUAGUAUUUUCUUGGAAACGUUAUUAUUUUAUUAGGUUACGCUAGAUAUCCAAUUCCGUAUAGUACGGAAUAUUACUAGUAUGCAAAAUCAGAGGGAAAAGACCGACAAAGAUUAUUGAGAUACAUUGCUGUCGCUGUCUUGGAUAUAUGGCAACAGUGUAUCUACGCAGGCAGGCAGCAGGGCACUAUGGGCUAGUAAUGGUGGGCGCGUGAGUUUGAACACCUCAAAAUGCCUCACAAUAAUCCAGAUAAGGAGUUGACUGAUGGAAGUAAUACUGUGUUUAUUGAUGCUACAGCUCUUGGUGAGCUGUCCACCCAGUUAACUCAGCAUGACUUAGAAACAUUAGUUGGUUUCAAUAUUCAAGCUGCUGAAUUUGAGGCACUACAAGAAGAUAUCCCAGAGGCUCAUGUCGUAGAUUCAAGUGGUGUAUUGAUAUCAGAUGGCGUCACCGUUGGUAACAUUGUGGAGGUUGCUGGUGCUGGUGGAGGCAUUGUUGAUGAAACACAGCAUCUGGAGGCUCACACUCAUGACCAGCCCAUGGAGGUUGAUUCUCUUGCAGACCAAGCACAAGUUAUUGGAGACAUUGAAAUGCUACACCCUGGGGGUAACUUAAUCGCGAUGGGAGGGGAGGAACUAACAACCACUGCAGACACAAGCACAGCAGCACUUCUGGCAUCAGCGUCAACAGGGUCUUCUGAAGGAUCAGCACAACAAAUUGUAGCAGACUCACCGCAACUUAUCAAGAGUAGCCUAGGGCAAUUUGUGGUCCUUCAGCAGAAUCAAAACUCCAUCUCCCUAGGGUCUCUAAGUAACCGUAUCAUGACCUCAAGUGGCCACAUAACAACGAUGGCAGGCUUAGGCAACAGCAAUAGUAAUAAACAAGUAGUUGUUAACACUACGCAGUUGGGGGGAUCAUUAAGAGCACAGCCAACCAUGGUCAUGGCCCAGCCUGUUGUUCAAACACCGCAGGUUCGGACAGUACAACUAAAACAAGCCCAGCAGUCACAGUCACAAAACAGUGGAACUGUGACCAAGGUAAUAAUUACAAGUCAGGCAGGAGGUGUUAGUAGUCUUAGUGGACAACAGCUAAGGCUUGUGACUAGUCAGAAUAGUGGAACGACACAAGUAUCAGCUUCUCCAACCAAACUGACUCUUCAGCAAGCUCAGCAGAUGGGUAUCAUUGGACUUUCACCAUCAAAACCUGUAACUCAGUCACCCAGUAAGAUUGUUGUCCAAAGGGUUGGCAUGGGGGCAGGGUCUCCUGUGAAAAGUCCCACGAAAGUUGUGAUGCCUGUAUCUAUGGGCAUGAAAUCUCCUACCAAAAUUGCACCGGCCCCUCCUUCUGGGCAAUCUCAGAUAAUUACUCAUCAGAUCAGCAGUAGUGGUGCAGUUCGAAACAUUCUCUCUAGUCCUCAGAAGAUAGUAAUUAAGAGCAAUGUCCCUCAACCUGGACAGGGCAUGGUGAGUACUGUACGGGCAGGACAGAUUGUAACUUCUGGAGGUCAGCAAGUUAUAAAAAUACCUGCAAAUCAAGUUCAUCAACUUACAGGCCAAACUCAAAGUGUGCAGGUCCUCUCAAACAAGAUGAAUUAUGUUAGGUUAGUCAACCCUGGCGUAGGGGGUGGAGGGGGUGGUGGCGGGGGAGGCACCACCCUGAUGAAGCAGUCACCCCAAGUCAACAAACCUAUUGCUCCUGCAUCAACACAGCCGAUUAAGAUUAAGGCAAUGCCCAUUGCACCUAAUCAGCAAACAAACAAGCAGCGUGUUAUUAUUCCCGUAUCAGGAACCAUAUCAGGUAAUAAUGUUAGUGGAGGAGUGCCCAUAAGGUCGCAACCUGGAAGCCUUACCUUACCUGCUUCUGCAUUACCCCCAGGUGUGCUGUCUAAUACUCAGCCAGGGUCAGUUGUUAUGAUUCCUGCCCAUUAUAUGUCUCAGCUUCAGCAGUCAACUAACACAAAUACCACAACUGUUCAGAUGUCAACUCAAGCUCCACCUGGAACAAUAAUACAGCAGCCUCCAAAGCCACAACCUCCUCGCAGUCUUAUUGAUGCCAAUGGGAUAAGACCGAGAAAACCCUGCAAUUGUACAAAAAGCCAGUGUCUUAAAUUGUACUGUGAUUGUUUUGCAAAUGGAGAAUUUUGCAAUAACUGCAACUGUGCAAAUUGUUUUAAUAAUUUAGGUCAUGAAGAAGAUAGACAGAAAGCAAUCAAAGCCUGUCUAGACAGGAAUCCUCAAGCAUUCCGGCCAAAAAUUGGAAAGGGCGGCACUGACAAUGAAAGAAGACAUAAUAAGGGAUGUAACUGCAAACGUUCUGGUUGCCUUAAAAAUUAUUGUGAAUGUUAUGAAGCUAAAAUUCCGUGUUCCAGUAUAUGUAAAUGCGUUGGAUGUAAAAAUGUAGAUUUGAAUCCUGCUGUGGAACGUAAAGGGCUGAUGCAGCUUGCAGAGUGUGCUGAAGCAAGAGUGAACCAGCAGAAUGCAGUUAAAUCCAAACUUCCAUCUCUGUCUCAUCAUUCACCUUCCAAAAUGUUUUUGCCUACAUCAGCAAAGUCUGGUUACUGUCGUAUGAACCAGGAAGUUGUUGAAGCCACUUGCCAGUGCCUAUUAGCGCAGGCUGAUAAAGCUCAAAGUGCUCUUGUAUCAAAUGCCCAAAUAGAACUCUCUGUUAUUUCUGAAUUUUCAAGAUGUCUUAUGCAGAUUAUUGGUAGCUAUACAGCAAGAUCUAGAGGUCUUGGAGAUACCUAGCAUUAUGGAAACAUAUGGGCUAUGCUUUAAUAAGAAAAGUCAUGUAAAUAGAAGGGUGUGUUUGUGAUCAGGAAUUGUGU
Macrobrachium nipponense is the source of this 2895-nucleotide messenger RNA. RefSeq names its product protein lin-54 homolog. Gene Ontology annotation, biological process: regulation of DNA-templated transcription. The transcript has 16 exons. The record is from RefSeq and is a predicted model, not a curated record. Gene Ontology annotation, cellular component: nucleus. NCBI's taxonomy places the organism in Eukaryota, Metazoa, Arthropoda, Malacostraca, Decapoda, Palaemonidae. The coding region runs from base 302 to 2815 and encodes 837 amino acids.